CGCAUCCAACGUACGUAAUCUACGUAGCAGUGGAGCAGGACGGGAAAAGCACACUGUCACAGAAACACUGUCUAGAAAAGAGGCUUUUCUUUGUCAGUAGCUACUGUCAAACAGCCCGAGUUCAGCCCCGUUGGAGGGACAAACAGCUCCAGCAGCUGCUCGGUGACCUGCGUUGUUUCCCCAUUAGAGUAGCAGAAGAAAGUAGCAAUGCCUGAAAAACAUGUCUCACAAAGAAGAUAAUGAAGGGAAAAGGAGCCCUCACUUCACUGACUUGUAUGCCAGCAUCCCUCAAACAUGUCUGCCCAUUGUGUACCAUCCAGACUACAACAUCACCUUCAUGGGCCUUGAAAAGCUCCAUCCAUUUGAUGCGGGAAAGUGGGGGAAAGUCAUCCACUUCUUGAAAGAGGAGCAGUUCAUCACUGAUGGGAGCAUUGUGGAGGCCCGUGAAGCUACUGAGGAGGAUCUGCUGGUGGUUCACACCAAACGUUACCUCAGCAGAUUAAAGUGGUCUCUCGUGGUGGCAACAAUCACAGAAAUCCCACCUCUCCUGUUUUUACCUAAUUUCCUGGUGCAGCGGAAGGUGUUGAGGCCUUUGCGGACGCAGACAGGAGGAACGAUAAUGGCAGGAAAACUGGCCGUUGACCGAGGAUGGGCCAUAAAUGUAGGAGGAGGCUUCCACCACUGCUCCAGCGACAAGGGAGGGGGCUUCUGUGCUUACGCCGACAUCACUCUGACCAUCAAGUUUCUGUUUGAGAGAGUGGAAGGCAUCUCCAGGGCUACCAUCAUCGAUCUGGAUGCUCAUCAGGGAAAUGGACACGAGCGCGACUUUCUGGAUGACAGGCGGGUGUUCAUCAUGGAUAUGUAUAAUCGCUACAUCUAUCCUGGCGAUGGAUAUGCCAAAAGAGCCAUAAAGAGGAAGGUGGAGCUGGACUGGGGCACCGAAGAUUCCGAGUACCUUCAGAAAGUAGAACUCCACUCUGAGGGAGCUCUGAAUGAGGUCCGACCCGAUAUCAUCGUUUAUAAUGCAGGGACAGACAUCCUGGAUGGGGACCCCCUUGGAGGACUCUCUAUUUCACCACAGGGAAUUAUAAAAAGAGAUGAGAUUGUGUUCAGGGCUGCAAAGCGGCGAGGCAUCCCUAUACUCAUGGUGACAUCCGGAGGAUACCAGAAGAAAACUGCCCGCAUCAUCGCCGACUCCAUCCUCAACUUGCACCGGCAGGGCCUGAUUGGAUCGGAGGCCGUGGAGGGGGAGGGGUCCUCGUCGCUGGUGACCCACAUGACGUGCAGCUCUGGAUCUGCAGGAUCAAAAUUCACCGCCGUCUGAGGAGCAGCAGUCAUGGAGACAACACUCACAGGUGUGACAUUUAAAGGCACUAAAGCAACUUUGCAUUGUGCAAUUAGUGUGUGGCAGCAGCGACGAUACUCGGCUGUUGUUGUCGCACAGAAAGUAUGUUAUUUAAACGUUUAUGACGGGGUGGGAAGUGGUGUUAGGCAAAAAAAUAUUCAUGAGCUUCGGUACAUUUGUUCAUUUUUUAUGUGCAAGUUGACAGUCACUCAAAGGGAAUAAUCAUUCAAAGAGAAAAAUUGUACCGAAAUAAUAGUGUUCUCAUGGCUGCAUCCGAUUUCAAGCUCUCAUAUGCCACAAAAAGAGCUGUUUAAAUUUUAAUCAGUUGGGUAGUAAUGGGUUUUAUUUUUAAUGUAUGUUUGGGGCAGCAUUUGAAAGGUAUUUUUCAUCUCAGGAAAUAUAAUAAUAUAAUCUAUGGAGCAUAUGAUAUAUUAAGGUUUGAUGUACUUGCACAUACAUUGGAGGAAUACUAACUAUCCUCCAUCAGUGUGUGAUGAUGGAAGAGGAAAUGAAGGUAAUUGCAGAUGAAAAGUGUACCUAACAAGCUUAAUCAAAUGUUGAUGUUUAACCUUCUGACCGAAGAUAAUGUCUUUUAUUCCCCACUGACAUUUUGUUUUCAUGUUUAUAGUAUGCAUUGAUGCUAGAAUUAAUAGUGUUCCAUUAAUCAAGAUUUGUUUUAAUGUGAUCGACUUUAAAUUCCCUCUGAUAUCUUACAGUUAAUGUUUACAGGGACCCUGGGAUUUCAUCAGAGGUACUAAAGUGAUUUGUUUUUACAUUUGAACAGAUUAAAAACAGUAAAACAUGCAACUUUAAGCACUUUAACCGUUGCACAGUGAAAGCAAAGUUCACUAACAUUCUCAGAUUCCUGAAUCUGAUGCUGAUGCACUUGUUGCACAUCAUGUCCAAAAACCAAAGUGUAGUUAUUGACGAAGCCAGUGCAGUGAAGCUUGUCACUGCCUGAUCGGUUGGCUGUUGUCAGACAUACAGAGCUCCUCUAAUGGUGUUUACAGAUAUGGAAGGUGUGUCAAAGGAGACAAAAUACACGUAGAUCAACAUAAUUAAAGACACUGACCACUUCAUCCAGCUCAGGAUAAGUUCUGUACAGGUGUGUGUGUGUGUCCGACCAGUUUAGAGUUUACUGCUUGAAAGAAAGCAAAAUGUCUUACUGAAGAAUAAUUUUUGGUUUAUUACAACCUGGGUGUCUUUUGUUUUUGUUUUUUGAUUGUGACAUUCGCUGAGAAAUUGCUGAGAUCUGAGAAUGUGGCGUUAUCACAGGAAAAAAAAAGAUACUUCAGUGCAGGUCUGAUGUUGCAGAUGCUGCCGAGCUAAAUGUGUGAAAAAUAGCAACAGAAAAAAUGUUUAUGAAAAUAGAUAAACUGCUACGAGGUCUGACGAGUUUUUGCUAUUUCACAGCAUUUUCAAACGAUCUUAUUUACCAUAGCAUGCGUCAUUACUUCACUUAAUACUGCUCAAAUCCUUUGCAGGACUAAUAUCCAGUGAGAAGCCUCGUAUGAGCAGCAGCACGUGCAACAAUUCUGACCAGUCAUGAUGAUUUUGCAGUCCAAACUGUUGUGGUAACAUACACGGUUUUGACUGGGCAGAAGACAUUAUUAGUCAGAAUUAUACUCUUGAUAUCUGUAAUUUUAAUUCUGAAUAGUCAAACCACUUGCAAUAUAUGUCUCAGUGUCUCACUCCUCUGGCUUCUUGUCCCAUCAGACUUAUCUGCAGCGUCGUUGCCAUAUUUCUAGAUCUCAGCAGUUCCUGAGGUGAAUACAAAGUUGUCAUAUCUGAUAGAAAUAGUGACCAAAACUGUAAAAUCCAAACAACCCGGUGGCAAUAACCUUAGAGCUCCUCAAUCCCUGCUGUUUAGGGCAACGUUUGGCUAUGUAAAUUCGUAUUUGUCGCUAUCUGGGUGAAGAAGACUUAGCUGACUUUAAAGACACAUUGGUUUCUGUCUCUGCCCUCAUCAACAAAACUCAAUAAAACACAUUACAUGAGUAUUUUGUCUAAGAUAACUUGUGAAUUGACCAGGCAACGACCUGAGUGAGUGAGUGAGUGAGGGACGGUUGCAUACAUGUUCAGAUUUGGAAGUUGCAAAGUAUUGCUGGCUUCUGAGUAGCGAAUGAUACUUUGAAUGCAGCCGAGGGGAUUUUAAUAAUUAAACCACAUCCUCUGCGGACUUUGUCUGCCGUUGCAUUUGACGUGUUUUGCUGUUUUGUGGUUGAGUGGAGCUGAAGUGGCAGCUGGCAGGUGGUUCUAACGUAUUUUCACAUUCAUUAUCUUCCACUGCUCCGGCUUCAUUCUACAGUAAAAAAAAAAAUAAAUAAAUAACAAAAAGUGGAAAAGUUGGGACUGGAAUGUAGACUUGUGAUAAUUUAAAGGAUUAAAAGAGCUAUCUUUGAACAGCAUGAAAAGCAGCGUCGGGGUGCUUAUCCAGGAAGCUGUUUGGACACAUUCUUAAUAAAACUGUGAAAGGAAGGCCAUAUUAGCGGUGUCAGUGCUAAUUAGCUAAAGUCUUCGAUCUGGCGUGCUGCUUUUGAAUGCAUCUGAAAGGUUUAGUGCAGUCUACCUUUAAUUAGGACUCAGAAUAUGUGACUUAUUGUAUGCAGUCUUGUCCUUAAUACAUGAUGCCAUCCUAGCUUCUAGCUCAUAAGCUCCUUUUCAUGUCGGCCAACAUUUUAACUGUUGAUUGAAUGUUGCGUGCCAAAAAUAACACUUCAAAGCUGUACUGUAUAUUUUUUAAGUGUUUUUGUGGCUUGUGCUGACAUUAAAAAUUACUUCUAUGCAUUCAUGAUGACAUUGAAUAAAUCCUAUAACAGCCAAAAA
Molecule: messenger RNA, 4171 nt
Organism: Acanthochromis polyacanthus (spiny chromis)
Lineage: Eukaryota; Metazoa; Chordata; Actinopteri; Pomacentridae
Gene: hdac11
Product: histone deacetylase 11
Exons: 11
Coding region: 221-1324 (367 amino acids)
Molecular function (GO): histone deacetylase activity
Source: RefSeq, a predicted model, not a curated record